Bathycoccus prasinos is the source of this 543-nucleotide messenger RNA. RefSeq names its product ADP-ribosylation factor-like protein 1. Gene Ontology annotation, biological process: vesicle-mediated transport; intracellular protein transport. Gene Ontology annotation, molecular function: GTPase activity; GTP binding. The transcript has a single exon. NCBI's taxonomy places the organism in Eukaryota, Viridiplantae, Chlorophyta, Mamiellophyceae, Mamiellales, Bathycoccaceae. The coding region runs from base 1 to 543 and encodes 180 amino acids. The record is from RefSeq and is a predicted model, not a curated record. Gene Ontology annotation, cellular component: cytoplasm; Golgi apparatus.
AUGGGUCUCUUUUUCAGUCGCCUCUUCUCCAUGUUUGGCGAGAAAGAAGCUCGAAUUCUCGUUCUUGGAUUGGAUAACGCCGGCAAAACGACCAUUCUCUACCGCCUCCAAGUCGGCACGGUCGUCUCCACCAUCCCCACCAUUGGUUUUAACGUCGAAACGGUCACCCACAACAACGUCAAAUUCCAAGUCUGGGACCUCGGCGGUCAAACCUCCAUCCGCCCGUACUGGCGAUGUUACUACCCGAACACCCAAGCAAUCGUCUACGUCGUCGACUCCGCCGACGCCGAACGUCUAGCCACAACGAAAGAAGAAUUCCACGCCAUCUUAGCCGAGGAGGAGUUGCGCGAUGCCGCCGUUUUAGUCUACGCGAACAAACAAGAUUUACCCGGCGCCUUGUCCGAAGCCGAAGUCAGCGAAGGUUUGGAUUUGCACAACAUUAAAACCAGACCUUGGGCGAUAUUCAAAACCUCCGCGAUUACCGGCGACGGCUUGUGGGACGGCAUGAAUUGGUUGAGCUCCACUUUGCAGCAGCAAAAGUAA